GGCCGCGUCGAAACUGGGACUCCCCGCCCACUCCGGCGGUAGCGUCAGGUGCAGGUCUGGACAAAGGGGAGCCCAGAGUCUGCCUAACCGCAAUGGUGGACGCCGCUGCCUGAAGGCCGCCUUUGUCCCUGGCGCCGAUGGCUGAAGCCUGGCGUUUAGAAGAAGACGAGGAGGAGCGGAAAGAGGUCGCCAGAAGGCACCGGAGAGCGCUUUUGAAUCCGGCGACAGAUCGUUCAGAAAGAAAUAAACCAGACCACCGUUCAUCAGGCCAAGGUCCCUUGUCAUCUAUUAAAGCAGCAAUCAAGAGAACUUCUCGGACAACGUAUCACAGUGAACAGCAAAGAGAAAGAAGACGCCCUGAAAUCACAAUAGUUGCAGCUGAGCCACUUGGACCAUCCUCCUGGUUUCCAGGUGGAAACCGUGUCCCUCAGCAAGGGCUACUGUUCCAGUCAACUCAUAGCCAGACACCUUGGAGAGCCAGUGAACUUGUUCCAGCAGAGCCACCUUCAUAUGAGCAGGUAAUCAAAGAGAUCAACCAAGUGCCAAUCAUCCCAGCCAGCAAUAAUAAUGCUACCUGUGCUGCUAAUUCUAGAUGUACUACUACAUCUUCAACACAGACUGACUUUCCAGAAGAGAUAAUCAGCAAUUUGCCAGGAAUAAAUGUGAAAAAUAAUCUGUCCAUUCUUUCUGAAUGCAAAAAUAUUCCAGCUCUACAUAUUUCUCAGAAGCCAUCCAGACCUUCAUCAUCUCUGAUAAACAACAAUCUUCCCAUAAAUGAACAACUCUUAGUUAUUUUAGAAGACCAGACAUCUCAAGAAAAGUCUAAUGCUGGAGUACAUCCUGUGCCAAAACCAAGAUCAAAAGGCAAUCUGAAACCAGUGGCUAAAGACAAUCAAACAAACAAUCAGGAACAAACCAGCCCAUCAAGGACCGAAAAUGAUGAGUUAUCUAAUCCUUUGAUGUUCCUACUAGACAGUAGCCAUAGGGAAAGUCAUAUAGUAAUGGACAGCAUGGAUACAGAGAACAACCAAAGUAAUGUAUUAUCACGGAUUAAAUCAUUUGAAACGCAAGGGAACAUUGAAACUUCAGGAAUAACCAAGAAACCAGAAGUAUCUCCACGCUCAUUAGGCCCCAAACCUAUCAUUAGUGCAAAAAAGCCUGUAGUGGCACCAAAGCCAGGAGUUAACAGAGCAUCAGGAGAAUGGGAGUCUUGGACAGAAAGCAGGCAAAAAGCCACCUCCCAAGAGAAGCCCCUUCAGUCUGAGGAAGUUGGGAGCAACAUUAAAACCAAGCCUGAAUUGCCAAAGAAGCCAACAUUAAUGACUGUAAAGAGUAAUAGCAAUGGGCUCCUUAAUUCAGGAAGCGGAUCAACUUUGGACAAUACUGAUGGACAGAGAAAAGUUCCCAUUCCUGCUCCUAGGCCAUUUGUUCUCAAGAAAUCAGUCUCUUUUGAAAGUCCUUCUCUUCCUAUGCUUCCCCUGAAACCAACAUGUACUGUUCCCAAGCACCCUAUAGCUGCCCAAUCAAAUGCCUUUAGAUCCCCAGGGGAGUGUUUGCCAAGCAGUAUUGUACCAUCUCCAACACAAAAUAUUACUUCUGCAGAAGGAGAUUUGAUCAGCUUUGAUGAUGAUGUUUUAUCCUUUAACCCUGUCAAGGCUGUUCAAGACGUUUCUCAUUCAGAAUCAGAUCUUACUAAUUUGCCAUCCAAAGCUGAAUCUGCGAAAGAGCAACCAGUUCAGCCAGCUGUUGUUCGUAAACCUACUGUAAUCCGAAUUCCAUCUAAACCAGCGAAAGCUUUAAAUGACAUUCUGGAAAGCCCUCCUCCUCCACUACCUACAGAGAAACCAAUUGGAAACACAUCUAGUAUUGCAACUGGAAAACUUAAUAACAUCGACAUACUUAACAAGGAACCUGAACAGCCCGGCUUGAUACAGCCAUUCAGGAAUGACCCUGUUCUGCCUCCAAGACCUGUUCAGGAGAAAAUCAUACCAUCUCGACCUUUUGCACCUAAAGGUGCCCCAGGAAGACCACCACCACCAAAAUCCACCAAAAUCUCAUCAGAUACUGAUAGAUUUCCACGCUCAUCAUCUGAUGUAACACUCCAUAAGAAAUCUAGCAUGCUUGGAUUGGGAAUAAAAAAAACAAAGAGUGAUGAUUUUAAAAAACAUGGCUCAGUUUUACCCCCUCGACCCAAGCCAGGUCAUCCUCUGUACAAUAAAUACAUGCUUCCUGUGCAUCAUGGAAUUGCUAAAGAAGACAUUUCAUCUCAAAAUGCUGGACAUCUCUGUUGUAAGGAUUCAGCUAAUAUGCAGAAGAUGAGUGAUUCAAAUGUUCCUCAUGCAAUAGUGCUGCAUAAUUUCACAGCAGAGCAUAAUGAUGAUUUGGACCUUAGUACUGGAGACACAGUUUUUCUUCUGGAAAAAAUAGAUGAUGAGUGGUAUAGAGGAAAAUGCAAAAAUCGUACUGGAAUUUUUCCGGCUAGCUUUGUCAAAAUUGUUAUUGAUACUCCAGGAGAAAACAGCUGGAAAAAGGAGCAGCUUUCACCAUCCAAUAUUGUUGGCUCAAGAUGUAGAGCUAGAUUUGAAUACAUUGGAGACCAGAAAGAUGAAUUAAGUUUUUCAGAAGGUGAAACUAUUAUUUUAAAAGGGUAUAUUAAUGAAGAGUGGGCCAAAGGAGAGCUGAGAGGUACUUCUGGAAUUUUUCCCUUAAAUUUUGUGGAAGUUAUUGAAGAUCUGCCUGAAUCAGAUGAUGGCAGCUUCCCACUGAGGAGUAAACAUUCAGGAUCAAUGACACAGCUGGAAGGACAAGCUGGACAGUGGUGUAAUGCUCUUCAUGAUUUUACAGCAGAAACACAGGAAGAUUUAUCAUUUAAAAAAGGAGAUUGUAUCUUAAUAUUAGAACAACUGGAUUCAGAAUGGUAUAAAGGAAGGCUAAAUGGAAAGGAAGGCAUUUUCCCAGCUGUGUUUGUUCAUGUUUGUUCAGGUGGAAUGCAGUCAUCACAGCCUCAGGAAGGGAAGAAAGCAAAAGCUAAGGCCCUGUAUGAUUUUCAUGCAGAGAACAUAGAUGAACUUUCUUUCAAGGCUGGUGAUAUCAUAACAGGUCUUGAAUCUGUAGAUGAAGAAUGGAUGAGUGGAGAAUUACAAGGCAAAUUUGGAAUAUUUCCAAAGAAUUUUGUCCAAAUUCUACAUCUUUCCUAAGGUGAAAUCCAAUUCUGGAGCAUUGUUUUACAAGUGAAUAUGCUGGAAGAGAAGCACGUUAUAUUCUUGAUGGCAGAAAAAGAGUGCUACCUGUGAUCAUUUUAUCUAUACUAUCAAAUGCAUUUUUGCACUAUUUUUGUAAAAUGUUUACUAGACUGUACAAUAUUUUGUUUUUAGUUUAUAUUGAGCAGACCUUGAGCAGAUUUUUUUAAAAACAAAAGGAAUACAAAGCCUUAUUAUUUAAACUUGGUGCAUUUCAAUCAUUUUAUAUUCUUUCUGUGGGGGCGCAAUGGCUUAUCAGUUAAAGAUGCUGAGCUUGUCAGCUGGAAACCUGACAGCCCGGGUUUGAGACCCAACGUGCCAUGAAAUGGGGUGAGCUCUUGUUACCCAGCUCCUGCCCACCUAGCAGUUAGAAAUCAUGCAAAGACAAGUAGAUAAAUAGGGACCACUUCAGUGGGAAGGUAACAGCAUUCUGUGUGCCUCAGCAAUCAGUCAUGCUGGCCACAUGACCAUGGAAAUGUCUUCGGACAACACUGGCUCCCUUGGCUAAGAAAUGGAGAUGAGUUCCGCCCCCUACAGUCAGACACAAUUGGACAGGGGAAACCUUUACCUUUACUUUUUAUUCUUUAUGUGAAGUCCAAUUAACUAUUACACUGCUCAAGCAAGUUUUUUUUUUUACAAUACAUAUCCCACACUAUAGUUUGUGAGUCAAGUUUUCAGAAACUGAAAUGUUUUACCAUAUGAAAACAUUAAAUCCUGAUACAUAAACAAGAUUAUCACAGUAAAACGUUUGGGGUUUUUUCUUUACUUAAACCAAGUAAGUCAAGUUGUUUAAGAAUGCAUCAAUUACUUUUAGUGUGGAUUCAAGUAUCCUGAAACAACUGGAUGCUGUGGAUUUACGUGCCUUAGACUAGGGAAGACCAUUAGUCUGUUUGAUCCAGUUUUCUAUCCUAGCUACUAAUGGCUCUCCAGGAUCUUUCAAACAGUGCUGAAUCCCAAUAUUUGCUGCCUGUCCUUUUUCAAUGGGUAAGUGCAAGAUAUAUACAAGAGAGCUGGGCAAAGGAAUUGAAGAGGAUGAUUGUAAUGUUCAGCAGGUGUAAAAUGCCUGCUCUGAUUAAAAGUACCCACAGUUUUUGCAAGCCUCAUACUACACAUGCACAUGCUUUAACACUUUGCGCAAUCAUAAUGUAUAAUAACUGUAUAUAUUUUAUGAUAAGAAAGGCUGGUAACUUUUCUUAUUAUUCUCAGCAAAUAAAAUUAGACUUUUAGAAAUUUCUUACUUUCUACAGACAAUGGGUUGUGUUGUGUCAUAAAUCUUAAUUUAUAUCUAGAGUAAUUUUUCAAAGAUUCAUCUUUUUUCUUGGAUCCUUUUUUUAAUUUGAUAUCAUUUUGGAUCUUUUAAAUUCUGUGAUGCUCCCUAUUGCCUUAUUUUUAUCAAAUCUAUUGUCAGAAAUUAAGUAUGUUCAGAAAACUAUCAAUGAUGUGAUGGAAGAAUAUGUUUCAUGAGUCUUGCUGCCAUGACUAUCUUAUAAGAAUAGAUAUUAUUAUAAACUUGUACUACAGCCUGUAUUGUCUUGUUAUCUCCAUCUCCAACUUUGUAAAUGUAAUUUAAUAUAAAAAGUGCAUCUUGACAUUAAACUUCUAAGUCCCAUUUUUGCCCCAUAUUUCUUAAGAUCGCAUUCUUUAAAAAUGCUGAUAUCGUGUCAGUUUUGCCAUAAAUUAAUAUUAAAUGUUUAUAAAUCUGAUAGUGGCAAAAGAUAAACCUAAAACAUAGUUCCUCCUAUCUCUCAUGAGUAAAAAGUGCUCCAAAUCCAUUCUUUCUUUUUCUAAUACCGCUAUUACAUUUUGACUUUUCACUUUGUGGCCUUGAUGAAAGAGUACUUAAGCACAUAAUCACAGCUUUGCCUAUACUUGGUUGAAACUUUACUUUUGUGUGUAAGAGAUGAUUAACAAGAAUAAAUAAUGAAAGUUCAAUAGUAAAACUAUCAUGUGAACAAACCUAAUCCCAAAGGAUGAAAAAGGAGAAUUCCUGUUUCUCUCUCCAAACUCUAUCCUUUUGAUAGUAAUAGGGUGGGGGGAAGCAUGCUGGAACAGCUUCCCUUUGCAGACCACUUACACUCUUCUUUUCCAGAACUAAUAGUUAGCUGCUAAGCCAUAAAAUACAUAGCUGCCUGUAUUCAGAAGCCAGCUUCUCAUUGUGAUAAGCAGGCUUACUGCAAUUCUUUCUGGUUUGCGAGGAGUGCUUUGAUCACAAUCCAUCCAUACUUUUAAUUAGGGCAGACUUUAAACCAAAGUACACUUUGGUUUGAAGUUUAGCAUAUUGUGCAAAUCAAAUUUUCUGUAUUUUAGAGGUCAAAAGCAAUGAAAAAACUUGCAUUUUGCUUUUGAUUCAAUGAAUGUGUUGCUCAUUCUUAAAACGGUAGUUUACUAUUUUAAUUUUUUGAAGUUUCCUUUAUAAUGCUUUUUGUACACAAUGGCGUACUUUGGCACUUAUAAAGGCUAUUGAUGUCAUUGGACAGUCACUAAUAUUAAUCAACAUUUCUAUUUAAAAACUGGAGGAAAAUACAUACCUGUUCAGGUAAUUGACUUUGAAUGUUAUCUUGUUCCCUAGUUGUGGUCAUUCUUUAAGAAUAAAAUAGUUACAUGAUAUAAAAAUAGUUAAAUAAUCAAAAUUCAGCUUUCCAUUAGGGAGAUGUAUGAGCUGAAGUACAUGAAAAUAGUAUUAUUAUCAAGUACAGUAAUGUGCAAUUGGUUAGUGAAGGCAGAACCAACCCACUAUUCACAACGGCAACCUUUAUUGCCAUCUCAUAUUUUGCUGUUUUUUUUAAGGAAUGAUGGAUAAUUUUUUGUUGUAUGUCAGAUGCAGUAUUUAGGCUUUUGAGGGUCAUUGUAAGUGCUGUCUGAAAACCAAUGUCUACCAGAUUGAAUGCAAUGCUUGUUAAAAAUCACUUUCAUAAUUUUUUUACUCCUAUAUUUUGUAUUUUGCCAUAUUCAUCUCAACAUGUAAUUUUCAAGUGAUUGAGAAAUAAUUGUUUUAUGUUACUAAUGAAAAUGCACUAAUAUCUUUUUUCUACAUUAGUAAAUAUGCCUUUUAUAUUUAUCGUUGUUUAAAGUAAGCAAGCGUUCACCUGAGCAAGCUUUGUUAUCUUACCAAUCUAUGUAUACAGAUUGCCAAAUACAGCUAUUUCACUUGAAGAGUGUCAUCUAAAGGGUUCUUAAUAGUGUUAAUAAUGUAGAUAAAUACUAAUGACAUUCCCAUUUAAGAAACUGGCAUCAGUUUCUAGAAUGUGGCCAUAAAGUAUUAUAGAUCACAUGCUAUAAGAUUCUCAAAUGAAUAGAAGUACAGCAGUUAGCUGAAGAUACAAACACUAUAUUAUGUAUAUAAAAUGUGAACCAGGUUAUUAUAGUAGCUAUUUAAUCUCCAGAUCAGUUUAAUAAAUUUUCUUCAAGAUUACACAGAUCUGUACAAAAAUACUUUUGCUUCGGGAAAUAUUAAUUAAAAUGUUCCUCAGCUUUAUGGCAUUUGUAUAUAACCAAUAAAUGUGUUUGUUGCAAACAA
This is a messenger RNA of Crotalus tigris (Tiger rattlesnake), 6756 nucleotides long. It is a transcript of the gene SH3D19, whose product is annotated as SH3 domain containing 19. Lineage: Eukaryota; Metazoa; Chordata; Lepidosauria; Squamata; Viperidae. The transcript has 20 exons. Gene Ontology annotation, molecular function: protein binding. The record is from RefSeq and is a predicted model, not a curated record. Bases 138 to 3197 code for a protein of 1019 amino acids.